CGGCAUCUAGUUAUUUAUAUCUAUGCUUUUGCACGUGUUGGUGGUGCGUCGGUGCGCAUGCGCUCUGUUUCAGGAUCGUGUGUCAUGGCGGCGUAUGGGGACAUACUUAAGAGCGAGUUUCCGCAGAUCGACUGUGAAGUCUUCGAUUAUAUCACCGGCGUGUUAGACUGUGGCGGCUCCGAUUUUGAGGAUGCUGAGGAAGUGUUUGAUGCCAUCGGUGGCGUUCUUCAAGAGGUCGGUGAUAAAAAUGAAGAUGACAUACGGGAGAUAUGCUUCCAGAUGUUCAGCACACUUCAUCUGACAAAAUGUAACGCUGGUCAGCAGCAGGUGUUGUUGGAGGCUCCAGUACAGCUAUCCCAAGUGUCUGCAGAUGCAGCCGCACCUGCUGAGGAUGUUCAUGGUAUAUGGAUGAUAAAGAGGAACCAGAAUUCAACUGUGGAUGCCAAGAAACUGGAGAAAGCAGAAGCCAAACUAAAGGCCAAACAUGAGCGCAGAAAUGAGAAAGACUCGCAGAAAACCUCCUCUCCGCUGGUUUUGGAGGAGGCUUCGGCCAGUCAGGCCAGUAGUAAGAAGGAAAGUCGCGCCGACUCCUCUGGGAAGAACCGUAGUUAUGACAUUCGCAUUGAGAAUUUUGAUGUGUCUUUUGGGGAGAGAUGUUUGCUGCAGGGUGCUGAGCUGUCUUUGGCCAGCGGCAGGCGCUACGGUCUCGUGGGCCGUAACGGGCUCGGUAAGACCACUCUGUUGAAGAUGUUGGCUAGCCGGAGUCUGCACGUCCCCUCGCAUAUUUCUAUUCUGCAUGUGGAGCAGGAAGUGGCUGGCGACGACACCACAGCUCUACAGAGCGUUCUAGAGAGUGACGUGGUCCGAGAGGAGUUGCUUAAGGAAGAGCGCUUACUCAAUGCUCACAUCGCCAAUGGAACCGCCGAUGGUUUAGAAAGUGUUCGUCUCUCUGAGAUUUAUGCCCGACUUGAAGAAAUAGAAGCAGAUAAAGCACCAGCCAGGGCAUCUGUCAUUCUAGCUGGUUUAGGCUUUUCACCCAAAAUGCAAAAGCAAACAACCAAGGAGUUUUCUGGAGGAUGGAGGAUGAGGGUAGCGCUAGCACAAGCUCUCUUUGCACGGCCUGAUCUUUUGCUGCUUGAUGAGCCCACAAACAUGCUGGAUGUCCGAGCCAUUUUGUGGCUGGAAAACUAUUUACAAACGUGGGUCUCCACCAUCCUUGUGGUGUCUCAUGAUCGUAACUUCCUGAACGCCGUUGUGACGGACAUCACACACCUGCACUCCCAGCGGUUGGAGAGUUACCGUGGUGAUUAUGAAAACUUCAUCAAAACAAAGGAGGACCGGCUGAAGAACCAGCAAAGAGAAUAUGAGGCGCAGUUACAGUACAGAGAACACAUACAGGUAAAGCAGAAACAGCACAGAGAACACAUACAGGUAAAGCAGAAACAGCACAGAGAACACGUACAGGUAAAGCAGAAACAGCACAGAGAACAAAUACAGGUAAAGCAGAAACAGCACAGAGAACACGUACAGGUAAAGCAGAAACAGCACAGAGAACACGUACAGGUAGAGCAGAAACAGUACAGAGAACACGUACAGGUAGAGCAGAAACAGCACAGAGAACACAUACAGGUAGAGCAGAAACAGCACAGAGAACACAUACAGGUUUUUAUUGAUCGCUUCCGGUAUAACGCCAACAGAGCCACUCAGGUGCAGAGUAAACUCAAGCUGUUGGAGAAACUCCCUGAACUGAAGCCCAUUGAGAAGGAGACUGAAGUCAUAUUGCGGUUUCCGGAUAACUUUGAGAAGCUAUCUCCGCCUAUCUUGCAGCUGGAUGAGGUGGAGUUCGGCUACACGGCCGACAUGAGGCUCUUCACGCAGCUCAACGUGUCAGUUGAUCUAGAGUCUCGCAUCUGCAUCGUUGGUGAGAAUGGAGCUGGUAAAUCCACCAUACUGAAGCUGCUAAUGGGAGAACUGAUGCCCAUCAACGGUACCAGAUACGCCCACAGAAACUUAAAGAUCGGCUACUUCAGUCAACAUCACGUAGAUCAGCUGGACCUCAAUGUCUGUUCCAUCGAGCUGCUACUUAAGAGAUUUCCUGGUCAUAUAGAGGAAGAGUACCGUCACCAGCUGGGCCGAUAUGGCAUCACAGGAGAGCUGGCCACGCGGCCGGUGGCGAGUCUUUCAGGAGGACAGAAAAGCCGUGUGGCCUUUGCACAGAUGACCAUGCCGUGUCCCAACUUCUACAUUCUGGAUGAACCGACAAAUCAUCUGGACAUGGAGUCGAUCGAGGCCCUUUCAAAAGCCCUCAACACGUUCAAAGGCGGUGUGGUUCUGGUGUCCCAUGAUGAGCGACUGAUCAGGCUGGUCUGCAAAGAGCUUUGGGUAUGCGAAGGGGGACGAGUCAAUCGUGUGGAUGGAGGCUUCGAUGAGUACAAGGACAUCUUGCAGGAACAGUUUCGACGGGAGGGAUACUUGUGAUUGAUACCUGUCAUCUGUUUCAUUACAAACACCAAAACUGCCAUCUUACCAGAGAGCUUCUGCAGUCGCAAGGGCCAGUAGGCUGUUUGGAUGUUCUUACUCGAGGCCAUUUCACUUCAAACUUCCCAAUUCACGUACCUCGCAUACUCUUGUGCAAGCCAACAAAUUGAAGAUCAAAUAAAGGCAAAGCGGACAUAUGUACAAAUUAAUGUUGUACUUGGCACCACUUUUAAAAGAUCGCUCAAAAUGCAACAAUAAAAUGAUAACUGUCCAACCAUUUUAAAUGUUCUUGUUGUAUUUGUUUCUUCAAAGAAACACAAAUGAUGUUGCUGUUUUUUACUGCAUAAUCAAAUUA
Molecule: messenger RNA, 2833 nt
Organism: Triplophysa rosa
Lineage: Eukaryota; Metazoa; Chordata; Actinopteri; Cypriniformes; Nemacheilidae
Gene: abcf3
Product: ATP-binding cassette, sub-family F (GCN20), member 3
Exons: 21
Coding region: 58-2478 (806 amino acids)
Molecular function (GO): ATP hydrolysis activity; ATP binding
Source: RefSeq, a predicted model, not a curated record